Molecule: messenger RNA, 5064 nt
Organism: Bursaphelenchus xylophilus (pine wood nematode)
Lineage: Eukaryota; Metazoa; Nematoda; Chromadorea; Rhabditida; Aphelenchoididae
Source: the annotation of a GenBank genome assembly
AUGUCUCUUGCCGAAGAACUUCUUGCUGAUCUUGAUGAUGGAGAUGAUGUUGAAAACUAUCACAUGGAAGAAUCGGACAUUCCGGAAGCCGUAGAAGAAGUUUUCGAAGCUCAAAAAAAGGUUGGCCUAUACAGCAAAAUAACAGAUGUUGCUAAAUUAUCAGCGUCAAUCGAGUACGGUAUCUUGAUUUCAAAAGCGAGAGUCUUGAACACUUUUUUAUGCUUUAAUUUUAGAUAUCGGCAAUCUGUGGAACAAAUGAAUGAACUAAUGAAGCUUCCUGAAAUUCCUGCAUUUACUACACCCUUGGAAACGGAUGCCCAGUAUGUUUUAGUUGUUAAAUUGUCUGAACUGGCAAUCGAAAUAGAGCAGGAGAUCACUGUGAUUCACAAAUUUGUUCGUGAUAAAUAUGAAAAGCGCUUUCCAGAGCUGGAAACUCUUGUUCAGAUGCCCUUGGAUUACAUGGCGACCGUUAAGUUGUUGGGGAAUGAUAUUGCUUUAAGAGCGCAAAACAAAGAUCUCCUGGCGGAUGUGCUGCCCGCCUCGGCUUGUAUUAUUCUAAGUGUAACGGCGUCAACGACACAAGGAGUUCCGUUGACAGAAGACGAGUUACAAGUUGUAAUGGAGGCUUGUGAGAUGGCUGAGAGGAUACAAAGCGAUCGAAUGUUUAUUCAUCAGUUCGUGGAGGAGAGAAUGACAUUGAUCGCUCCUAAUCUAUGUAAAAUCUUGGGAUCUGGGACCGCGGCCAUGAUCGUAUCUCAGGCCGGAGGAUUGGGCCCCUUGGCCAAACAGCCAGCGUGCAACAUUCAAGUGCUUGGUACGGUUUUUUAUAUUUGUUUACAUUUUCUUCAUCAAGUUAAACCUUCUGCCGAGUUUAUUACUUUAUUCCAGGAAAGAAGAAAAAAACGUUAGCCGGAUUUUCUACGGCUGCUGUGAAUCCCCAUUCUGGAUUUAUCUAUUACCACCCUCUUGUACAACGACUUCCUCCGGACCACCGUCAAAAAGCGUCUAAAAUCAUUGCGGCGAAAUGCGCCCUAGCUUCUCGUGUCGAUUCCCUGCAUCAAUCUCCGGAUGGAGCCAUUGGAGAUCAACUGGCAGCCGAAAUAAAACGGAGGAUCGACAAAUUGCUGGAACCACCGUCUGUCAAAUUUCAGAAACCCCUUCCCAAACCUCUGGACAAAGCGUCAAAAAAAAGAGGAGGACGAAGAGUAAGAAAGCAAAAGGAAUUGAUGGGAGCUACGGAGAUGAGGAAGAAGGCCAACAGAAUGAACUUUGCUGAAAUUGAGGAAGACGUUAGACAAGAUGCUAUCGGAUUUUCUCUUGGGCAGAUGAAAUCUCAAACUGCAAACGGCGGAGGAAGAUUAAGAACUGUUGUUGACAACAAAAACAAGCACAAAAUGUCCCAGAAACAGUUAAAAACACUUCAGCGACGCCAACAUGGUGGUUUGACGUCAUUGAAAACCUCGAAUGCAAAUGGAACAAUGUCCUCGGUGUCGUUUACUCCCGUGCAAGGUGUAGAGAUAAUUAGCAUGACUCCGAUUGAUACGAAGGCAAGUGUCAGUGGGGGAACUUCGUCCUAUUUCUCGUCCACGUCAAACUUCAGAAAAGUUCAGAUGCCUAUUCAUAAGUAAAUUAUUAGUUUUGCGUAAAUAAACAAGAACAUUUUUUACUUGAAGCUUCUGAUUAACCGUGUGUUUCGUCUUAUAUUUGGGGGGUUUUUUAUAUUGAACUGGAUUUAAGAUGGAGAGAUUGGGAAAGGGAUGGUUUUCUGAGCUCUCUCCAAAUCAAGACGAGCAAGGAGAAGGUGUUUUAGGUAACAAUUGGGCGGGCCAGGCGUUCUCACUGGAGAUCGAUCGAGUCCUCUAUCACAAAAGGUCUCACUACCAGGAUGUUCUGGUAUUCCAAAGGUUAGAAAGAACUCCUUUAAUCAUACAUAUUAAUUUAAGCAAAUCCUAUGGAAGGGUUUUAGUCUUGGAUGGGGUGAUUCAAUGCACAGAACGCGAUGAGUUUUCUUAUCACGAAACCAUGGCCCAUGUGGCCUUAUUCGCACAUAAAGACCCAAAAAACAUCUUGAUUGUGGGUGGAGGAGACGGAGGUGUGGUCAGGGAAGUGGUCAAGCACAGCGCUGUCCAAAAGGUGACUCUGUGUGAAAUUGAUGAGGAUGUAAUCACCGUCUCCAAAGAGUUCCUUCCCUCCGUUUCAUGCUCUUUAUCGAACGAAAGAGUUACUAUUGUUGUAAAAGACGCCAUUGAAUUCUUAAAAAAUCAAGAGGAUGCGUAUGAUGUCAUCAUAACCGAUUCCAGUGACCCUCAAGGCCCAGCCGAAGGAUUAUUCGGUCUCAAUUUUUAUAAACUGCUUCAUAAAGCUCUUAAGUCUGACGGGAUUCUGAUUUCGCAAGGUACAGCUAUCAUCUUGAAAUAACUUUUUUCAGGAGAGUGUCCCUGGAUUGACCUUGAGCUUAUUUCGAAGGUUUUACGGAAUGUGAAGUCAAUGUUCCCGGUGGUGAGGUAUGCAAUCUCAUCGGUGCCCACCUAUACGACUGGGACCAUGGGUUAUGUUGUGUGCGGAAAGGACAAGGUAGUUUUUUUUAUCGUGCCUCCCGUAAUGGGCAGAUUCGUUUCCGUCACAGACUUUAUAGAAAUGCAGGUACAUAACUAAUUGAAAGUUUUCACAAAAAAAAUCCGAUAAUGCCGUACUGCGUAAUCUAACCAUAAUACUUUCGCACUGUUAUUGGUGUCUCAUGAGUCUUGCAAGUUUUUGGGGUUGGGAGUUAGUGUCAUUGUGAGGGCCUAACUAGGGAAGUGUACAUACGAACCCUCACCAAAGGAUAAGUGACAUACGUCGUUGAAGAGCCCUUGGAGAAUGGUACAAGACACCAUUUUUUGUAGAAUGCCGUUCCGCGACGACAUACUGUAAAUUGUAUUAUGUUUAUGUCAUUUUGCAACAAAAAUGUUUCUUUCUCUUGAGCGGGAAAAAAUCUGCAUAAGGGUUGCUUUAAUAGUGCAGUGGUUGCUGAGAAGGGCGAUAAGCCGAACCAAGCUAGGUUGGGUUCCCAGCUCGAGCGAAACAAUUUUUGCGUUCUUACAAUUAGGAAAAUCUUUGCGUUAAACUUUUACAAACGUUUUAAUUUUUCUGGAAGACGUCGAUUAAAACCAUCAAACUUACGUGUCCUUCAGGAUUAAAAAGACUGAAGUGUUUUUUCACUUUGUACCGAGGUGUAAUUUUCAAAAAAGACAUCGGGCGGAAACGUUCUCGGAGGAUAGGUUACCCCUAACAAAUAGGUUACCCCAGCGGAUAGGUUACCCCACCGGAUAGGUUACCCCAAGUUUCGGAUAGGUAACCUCGGAGGAUAGGUUACCCCGAGGAUAGGUUACCUGAAAAAAAAAAUUUUUUUUGAAAUGUUUUCGCUUCGGGACUUGGAAAAAAAGGAUUUUUUGUGAAAUUUGAAAAAAUUUUGAAAUGUUUUCGCUUCGGGAGUUGGAAAAAAAGGAUUUUUUGUGAAAUUUGAAAAAAUUUUGAAAUGUUUUCGCUUCGGGAGUUGAAAAAAAGGAUUUUUUGUGAAAUUUGAAAAAAAUUUGAAGUGUUUUCGCUUCGGGACUGGGAAAAAAAAGAAUUUUUUGGAAAACUCAACAAAAUAUUUUAAUCUUUUCGCAUCGGAAGUAAAAAAAAAUUGUGUGUGAAUGAAUAUUAACUUUGGUGCCGCCAGCACUAAAAUUUUGUCUAAAACCAAUGGUACCACCUGGUACUAUAUAGUACCACGUGUAUUUGGGCUCUACUAAGCACCAAACCAUCACCAUUACUGCCUUACGGCCAAAUUUUCACUUCUCACAAAACAGUACCAGUUGGUACUAUAUAGUACCAAGUGUUAAAACGUGUUUUUGGGUUCUACUAAGCACCAAACCAUCACCAUUACCGCCUUACGGCCAAAUUUGCACCUCGUACUAAAUAGUACCAGUUAGUACUAUUUAGUACCAAGUGUUAAAAAUGUGUUUUUUAAGCAGUACUAGGCACCAAAACAACACCAUUAACGUCUAAAAGUGUUAUAAGUCGAAAAAAUUUCAAAAAGAAUCCCUAAAGGUAGUAAAGUAACAGAAACCCAGUUUUCAUAUUCAGUCAGUUCAUACUCAGUCAGCUCGAAAAAAUUUCAAAUUUUAUUCAAAUUUCACAAAAAAUCCUUUUUUUCCAAGUCCCGAAGCGAAAACAUUUAAAAAAUUUCUCAAUUUUCACAAAAAAUCCUUCUUUUUACACUCCCGAAGCGAAAACAUUUCAAAGAAAACAUUUUUUUCUUUUUUUGGUAAGGGGUAACAUAUCCGUGGAGUAACCUAUCCGGUGGGGUAACCUAUCCGUGGGGUAACCUAUCCGGUGGGGUAACCUAUCCUCCGAGUUAUGUGUUUUUUGGGGUAACCUAUCCGGUGGGUAACCUAUCCUCGGGGUAACCUAUCCUCCCCAAAUCGGGCGGAAAUGCCUCCGCCCGAAAAUGGUCUCUCCGCCGAGACAAGAAAAAAUUGUUUUGCAUUUUCCAAAAACGCACGACUUUAUAUUUCAAACACGGCUUAAACUUCUUGGAAGAAUUUCUUGAAACAUCGUGUAUUUUAAUAUCAGCAGGCAGAAUUUUCGUUAAUGUCUAGUACAAUAUCGGGGCAGUGUGGCAGGAUUUUAUGUAGCCUCGUCAUAUACCGCUUAGAAGCGCUAUAUCUGAGCUUCAAACCCAUAAAUUCGACAUACUCCGUAAUGCGUUUAGAAGCUCACAGGAAUUCGCACAAAUCGACAACCCAAAAAUUUGAAAGACUUAUGGGACACCCUAAUGCAAUAACAUUUUUCUAUAGCGAUUAUCAUGGAUAUUUUGUAAAAUAUUUUGUUUAGUUUGUCCAUUAUGGAACUGUAAAUUUUUUUUUAUCUAUAACUGAUUGUAAAAUUGCUCAGGAGAAUGAUCUCACAGUACCUAAAGCUUCCCGGGAAGACAUCAAACAGAUGCAUCUUAGAUUCUACACGUACGCUUUACAUCAAGCCAUGUUUGUUCUUCCAUAUUUUAUUCAAGAAACGACCAAAAGAGCUUGCUCAGUUUAA